AGCUCAGAGGAGUUUUCCUGGAGAAGAAGCAAAGCUUUGAAGCUCCGUCGCGAAAGCACCAGAUCGGAACUUCACUAUCGAUCGGAAUCACAAGUAUCAAAGCAAAGGUCGAUUCUCCGAACAUGGACGUGAUAAAGACGCAGCAGAUAUCAGCAAGGACCAUCGAGAAGGUCGUCGUUCACCCACUCGUCUUGCUCAGCAUCGUCGACCACUACAACCGCGUCGCCAAAGACUCGCGCAAGCGCGUCGUCGGCGUUCUCCUCGGGAGCAGCUCCCGCGGCGUCGUCGACGUCACCAACAGCUACGCAGUGCCGUUCGAGGAGGAUGACAAGGAUCCGAGUAUAUGGUUUCUUGAUCAUAACUAUCAUGAGUCGAUGUUCCACAUGUUCAAGAGAAUUAAUGCUAAGGAGCAUGUUGUAGGUUGGUACAGCACAGGUCCUAAACUUCGGGAGAAUGAUUUGGACGUUCACGCGUUGUUCAGUGGUUAUGUUCCAAAUCCUGUGUUGGUUAUUAUCGAUGUUCAGCCUAAAGAGCUUGGGAUCCCCACUAAAGCUUACUAUGCAGUGGAGGAGGUCAAGGAGAAUGCGACUCAGAAAAGCCAGAAAGUCUUCGUUCAUGUUUCUACAGAAAUAGCCGCUCAUGAAGUCGAGGAGAUCGGCGUGGAGCAUUUGCUCAGAGAUGUGAAAGACACAACGAUCAGUACCCUUGCGACUGAGGUCACUGCGAAACUAACUGCAUUGAAGGGGCUGGAUGCACGUCUUCGGGAGAUCCGGAGUUACCUUGACCUUGUAGUUGAUGGGAAACUCCCUCUAAAUCAUGAGAUUCUAUACCAUCUGCAGGACGUUUUCAACUUGCUUCCGAAUCUCAAUGUGAACGAGUUGGUCAAGGCCUUCUCAGUGAAAACGAAUGACAUGAUGCUCGUUAUCUAUCUAUCGUCUCUCAUCAGAAGUGUAAUUGCGCUCCACAACUUGAUCAACAACAAGUUGCUGAACAAGGAACAUGAAAAGGCAGAGGACUCAAAGCCCGUGGCCAUACCCGCCACAAGCUAAAUUGUCCCUUGCGAUGAAGGCGGCUGCUGUGUGUGUUGUCUCUCCCAAUAGAACAAGUGGAUGGUUCGAACGAGUUUAGUUUGGUAUCAGGUUUCUUUCCGAGUGUUGACUUUCAUCUGUUGUUCUGAUUCUGAAUGUGUCAAAGAGGCUUUUUUCAUUUUUAUCUUUCAAGUUGGUUAGGGCUUAGAGUCCUUUUUUGAGUGGGGUUCAUGAUGAUACACAGUUUCACUAUUAAUGUGUCGAAAUCUCCACAAACAUUUACAAUUCAA
Brassica rapa (field mustard) is the source of this 1318-nucleotide messenger RNA. RefSeq names its product 26S proteasome non-ATPase regulatory subunit 7 homolog A. NCBI's taxonomy places the organism in Eukaryota, Viridiplantae, Streptophyta, Magnoliopsida, Brassicales, Brassicaceae. Gene Ontology annotation, cellular component: proteasome regulatory particle; proteasome complex. The record is from RefSeq and is a predicted model, not a curated record. Gene Ontology annotation, molecular function: protein binding; metallopeptidase activity. Gene Ontology annotation, biological process: proteasome-mediated ubiquitin-dependent protein catabolic process.